AACGACAAAAACGUCAAGGUGACUUCAGAAUGGUGUUUAGGGAAGUUACAGGUGGAACAGGAAGCUUCGUCGAUGACUGCCAUCCUGUAACUUACCAGUCGUGAAACCAUGUUUCCAGUAGACCUUCCAGCUGUGAGUGACACUGACCUGAGAUCAGCAUCUGAAGUGUACCUCUCUUCUUUGGAGUCAAGACCUCAUAAUGAUGAGUGGUUUCAAUUAUCACAUACUUCAAAGGUAGCGAUAACAGCAAACAAUGUAAGGUGGAUGCAGCUGUUUGAAGGUGACCAACCCGCCUGUUUACUGCUGGCACUUCACCCUCCUGAUGAUCCAACACAAGUGGUGGCUUUAUACCUGCAUGAGAAGUGGUGGAGUGUGGAUAACAUCUUACGAACGUCCAGCAAGUCCAGAAGUGGUCUGAUUUCGGUGCAGUCCAUCAUGGAGAGGGUGAUUGUGUUCCUGCUCAGUCAGGUAGUGGAGAGGUCCUCACGGGAGGAGGUGUUGUUCUCUCUGCACCCCCGCACAGAGAGCUGCAAACUGUUGUGGAGAGACAGCCAGGCGGUCGGCUUCUACACUGUCAAACACAAAGGUAGUCUGUGUGACAGCUGGAGCAGUAGCUGCUACCUGCUGCCUGUACUGGACACAGUGCUAGUGAGGAGGAGCUGGAGGAGGAGAGGCUUUGGUCUUCAGAUGCUGGAAGAUUUCUGUUCCUCGUUCUACACAGAGAAGUUUCUGGGAGUCAGCUCACCAUUGUCACCCAGCAUGGCGGCAGUAUGUAGGAGUUUCCUGCAGCAGCAUAAGGAACAUCUGGAGCAUCUGUAUGAGGUGGAGGCUCCAGGGGACUGGGCUCAACGAAGAAACAUCUGGCUCAACAUCCAACUAGGCCGCUAUUCCCUCGGUAUUAAGGAGGACAGAAGGUCAACAUCAGAAGAGACACAAAUGAAUGAAGAUGACUCCUCUCAGAAGAUUUACAAUUGUAGACCAGACCUGACCCCACUGAGCAGCUGUAAUGUGAACAGUCCGCUGGUAAUAGGCUUUUCUGUACAAGUGAAACCUUCUGAUCAUAGCCAAGGAGGAUGCUCCCCAAGCAGCAAGAUCUCUGGAACAGGAUGUAUUCCUGCAGCCUACAUUAAUGAUCUGGACUCUGGAUCUCCCACCAGACUAGCACAGUCCCUAAACACAAAACAAGCUCUUAAAGCCAAGCCAGAGUCAGAGGAAACACAAACAAGUGCCAAACGAGUCAGAAAGACAUGAGGAUUCACACACAGCCAUUGUGUGCAACAGCAGGAAGUGUUCAUACACAUUAUGUGGAUGCUCUAUCUGUUGAACGAAGGUGACCUUUACACUGUAUUUAUGAAAUGAAGUUUACAGACCAUUUUAGACUGAUACAUGAAUACACUAAUAGUGCAGUACAAUGCAAGUUCUAUUGCAAAGCAUGCAAUAAAUUAUUGUAGUAGUGUGUGUGUUUUUCUGUGUUACCCACUAAAUGGAAGUUGUUGUUUCCUUUUUGAUUUGGAGGAAAAGUGCACAAGAUUUAGAGGGAUUUAGUGGUGUCUAACAGUGAGGACUGCAGAUUGAAACCAGCAGAAACUUCUACUGGUUAGAGUUCCUUCAGUGCCCAUCGUUCAGGAGGUUUUUACCGGGAUUGGAAUUAUCCACAGAGGUCUUUUCCUCUCCAAAACAAACAGAUCCUGACAGAUCCAAUAGAAAGACUGAAUAAAGCAGUUUCACGUUUCAAACCAU
This is a messenger RNA of Epinephelus moara (kelp grouper), 1740 nucleotides long. It is a transcript of the gene fam169b, whose product is annotated as family with sequence similarity 169 member B. Bases 109 to 1251 code for a protein of 380 amino acids. The transcript is spliced from 9 exons. The record is from RefSeq and is a predicted model, not a curated record. NCBI's taxonomy places the organism in Eukaryota, Metazoa, Chordata, Actinopteri, Perciformes, Serranidae.